Juglans microcarpa x Juglans regia is the source of this 1780-nucleotide messenger RNA. RefSeq names its product E3 ubiquitin-protein ligase BIG BROTHER-like. Gene Ontology annotation, molecular function: ubiquitin-protein transferase activity; ubiquitin conjugating enzyme binding. The transcript has 8 exons. Lineage: Eukaryota; Viridiplantae; Streptophyta; Magnoliopsida; Fagales; Juglandaceae. Bases 980 to 1726 code for a protein of 248 amino acids. The record is from RefSeq and is a predicted model, not a curated record. Gene Ontology annotation, biological process: negative regulation of organ growth; protein ubiquitination.
GAGAACUGAGAACCCCAUUUCCUUUCACUCCCUAACACGCACACUCACCUGAAUGUCUGUCUUCCAUCUCAAGCUUCAGAACCAAUCAAUAUCCUCUCUCUCAGAAUGUAACAUUGCUUUUUUUCCGAAUUUUCAUGGAUGAGUUUUUAUGGCUCUAAUUGCGGAGGAGUUCCCUGAAUUUUCGAGUUUUCUUCAUUUGGUCUUUCCUUUUUCGUAGUUCUAGUUUUUUUCUCCAAGCGAAGGACUUUUCUAGAAUAUGCUUCCACCGGUAAAUUUCCGUUAUAUUUUAGUUAUUUCUCCUUCUCUUUUCGUUUGGUUGCUAAGAAAACUGGAGAAACUGCGAUAAAUAAAUUAAAGAGAAAAAUAACGUAUAGGAUUUUUGCUGUGUGCUGUUUCUUUCUCUUUUUCUUUCCUUCUCUUGAGGGGCAAAAAUUAUGAAAAACUUUUGUGGCGGCUUUACUGAGAAAAUUUGGUACAGAAAACUGCUUUCGGUAAAAUCUCUUUAUCUGCCGUUUGGGUGCGGAGAAAACUGAAUGUUGUGUUGUACUUAGUUUUUGUUUCUGAAAAAUGUGAAACUUCUCUUGUCAGCUUAGUCGAGUGGCAAAUUUUAUACUCGUGGUGCGUAAUAUUCAAAGUUUUCUUUUCUUUUCCUCUCCUGCAUUUUUUCUGAAACCAAUAUGGGCGUUUAAGGAGAUAAAAAAUAACUUUUUGGGUUUAAGUUUUGUAGGGAACUGAAGUAAGCCGUAAAUGCUGCCUCAGUUUGUAGAUUGCCAUGUGUGGCCUCAAGAGCUAGACAGAUCCGCUAAUAGUUAUAUCAAUAUAUCAUAAAUCUCCAUCGAAUCGGUAGUGUUGAUUUUUUUUUUCAAUUGCUUUUCUAUUGGUUUGCAGGGUUAUUGAAAGUAGCUCGCAUUUCGAUUGAAUCAAAGCCAAAACCUUAAUCAUCUUGUUAUGUGAAUCGGAGACUGUAUAGUGGUCAAAUAUGAACGGGAAUGGACAAAUGGAGGUGCAUUACAUAAACACCGGCUUUCCUUACAUGGUUACGGAAAGUUUUAUGAACUUCUUUGAAGGUCUCACACAUGUACCAAUAAAUUAUGGCCAUUCUCUACCAAUACAUGAUCAGGAAAGUGCAUACUGGUCAACGAAUAUGAGUUCCUAUAAAUUUGGAUUGUCCGGCCCAGGGAGUAGUUACUAUGGUCCUUACGAGGUAAAUGAACAUUUACCAAGAACGGAGGUCAGUAGGAGUGUCUGGGAAUAUCCUUCGACAAUGAAUCGAGAGCAUGCAUUUGCAGACUCACAGUCUGAAGGAGAUGCAAUCAUGGGUGUACAUUCUAUUCCUGAAGAAUGCAGUCCAACACAUCAUAAUAGUAAUAGUUCUCAGGUCACAUGGCAAGACAGUGUUGAUCCUGAUAACAUGACUUAUGAGGAACUACUUGACUUAGGUGAGGCAGUUGGAACUCAAAGUCGGGGUCUUUCACAAGAACUUAUUAGUUUGCUUCCAACUUCAAAGUACAAAUUCAAAAAUUUCUUCUCAACAAAGAAAUCUGGAGAGAGAUGUGUGAUAUGCCAGAUGAGGUACAAAAGGGGUGAUCGGCAGAUAAAAUUGCCAUGCAAGCAUGCUUACCAUAGCGUAUGCAUCACCAGAUGGCUUAGCAUUAACAAGAUAUGCCCAGUUUGCAAUGCAGAGGUAUUCGGUGAGGAAAAUCAAAGCGUUAACGGCAUCCACUGACCAAAUCAUUGAAAGAACUGAGUGUUUUCUGCUCCAUCAAUUUCACUUAUCCCU